AUGAAUCUCUUUCAGCGUCUUGCGAUUGUGACAACUCUUGUCAACACGUUGACAACUGCCUUUGUGAAUUAUGGCUCGAUUGCACCUAAAUCAUACCUACAGCAAUCCACGCCUUCAUCAUCUGGCUUGCAGCCAUGGACGAAUGCUACCCUGAUUCUAUCGCCAGCCAGCCCGCUUGUUACACUCGACUAUGGUACCGAAGUAGCUGGCUUCCCGUUCUUCUAUGUUUCAUCAAAUUCUGGAACAGUACAAAUCGAAGUAAAGUACAGCGAAGAAUACCGCGGCGUGGAAGAGCCAUUCUCAGAUGGGCCUUGGACAUUCUCGAACGGACUAUCCAACUCUUUCCGAGUAGAAACUUUCAACGUCACGAACACGGGAUACAUUGAGAGCUUCUUCGUUCAAGGAGGCCAGCGAUGGCAGACCGCACGGUUGAUCACGAAUGGCUCCGUCACCAUCGACAAUCUAGGAUUUCGUGCAACAAGCUCGAACUUGUACGCCGAAAUGCUACCAGGCCGCUUACAGACAUCCGAUAAGACUUUAAAUCGCGUCCUAGACCUCGGAGGUCGCGUCGCUCAAGUAGCAUGCAUAGAUGCUGGUAAUGCACCAUCUACGUGGGAGAUCACAAAAGAAGGAGCAUAUAUUCGGGGCCAAACCAGUGCGCAAUCUUCUCUAGGAGUCGACGCAGUCAAUUACACACUCGAAUUCGACGUAAAGAUCGCCCGCGGCGGCGCUGGCUGGAGAGUAGCAAGUGCAAUGCAACCACUCGGGCCUUACUUCGUGCUUACAUCCGAAUACCCUGAGCGGGAUACCUUCGCAAACACAAACCGGACCCUCUUACCUUCAAACACACUGGCGUUCACUAGUGGAUGGAGUCUAGUAAACCAGAGCACACUAGCUGUGCCAGAAGCCCAGUACUUCACUAUCAACACAACCAUCAAGGAAAACACGUGGUAUCGCAUGAGCACAUCGAUUGAGGAGACUGGAUAUCGGGUGGGCCUAAACGGAACCGAUAUUGCGUUCGUACCUUUACCUCCACCAGCAGCCCCAGGGAACUUUGGCACUCCCUCUCGAUACCAAGAUACCUUGGCCGAGUAUCAAGUCGCACCUCUCGAACACUCAGUCUGCCUUGAUGGUGCCAAACGGGAUCGACUGGUCUGGACAGGAGACUUCUAUCACACUGUGCGUGUCGUCUCAACUUCGACUGCUCGAUUUGACUACCUCUUGGGCACUAUUGUAUACGCGCUAAGCUUUCAGCUCGGUGAAGGUCCGUAUGCUGGCUUCACUCAGAUCUCUACCAACCUUGGAGCCCGACCCCAGUACAAAGAAGCAAAUAUUGCAAAUUACGCUGGGUUGGUAGACUACCAAGACCUGUUCUUAGCAGGCAUUGGCCGAUACUUCCGCUACACUGGAGACUGUGACGGGCUAAAACCUCACUGGGAUCAGAUUAAGAGACUUGCCACUGCGAGACUGGCUUUCAUCGAUCCCACAUCUGGUCUCAUUGGAGGUUCUCCAGAGGUGCCAUACCCAUUCAGCUUCCUCGGGCCAGCCAACGGUAGUGCAACGACUGGCCUCUUUGCUUAUAUGCUAGAGGAGAUUGCGCCAGUUGCACUUGCGAUCGGAGACGAAGAGGCUUCGACAUAUUACUCCCAAACGGCAAGCAGAUUGCGCAAGGCCCUCAAUCAUGAGCUAUGGAACGAUCAGCUCGGAACAUACUCACUCUCGACCACCGACCGAGGCAACUUCUCUUUGACUGGUAUCGCCUGGGCGAUCCUAUCUGGUGCAGCCAACGAUACCCAAGCAGCAUCCUCCAUUGCCAAGCUUGAGGAACUUCGUUUCGCAGUAGGCUACAAAACCACCUCGAGUGACUUGGAGACAGACGACUACCAGCUUGCUCCCAAUCCAUCAGGAUUCCUGUUGGAAGCGCUGUUCAAGUCAAGGCGUGACUUCGGAGUAAACAGCACAUCUGCCAUCAAGCACCUACUCGACAACCUGUGGGGUAGCAUGGUCAGCCAGGACAAGUUCUACUCUGGCGCGAGUUGGGAAUACGUAAAGCCUGAUGGUUCUCCUGGUAUUGAUCUUUUUACCAGCUUGGCACAUCCAUGGGGUGCAGCUCCAACGUAUGUACUGCCAGAGUACCUUCUUGGCGUCAUUACAAACUCUCCCGGGUACGGAACGGUUGUUAUCACUCCCAUGAUAGGGUUCUUGAACCUGUCUGAAGUCAACGGGACGGUACCGACGCCCAAUGGGCCGAUCAAGGUGGCGUGGGCGUUGAGCGGCACGAACGUUGCUUUCACGGUUGUUGUACCGACUGGUACGACGGCUGCGCUACAGUUGCCAGCUGGCGCGACUGUGAUUGGCAGGAGCUUGCGCAACGGAAAGCUUGAUCUGUCUUGUGGAAUGACGGAAUUGAGAAUAGAUACAAAAGUAUAACUAUAAUUCCAUUCGGGCGAGAGCCUAUCCUACA
Molecule: messenger RNA, 2464 nt
Organism: Alternaria rosae
Lineage: Eukaryota; Fungi; Ascomycota; Dothideomycetes; Pleosporales; Pleosporaceae
Product: Six-hairpin glycosidase-like protein
Exons: 3
Coding region: 1-2430 (809 amino acids)
Biological process (GO): carbohydrate metabolic process
Source: RefSeq, a predicted model, not a curated record